AGUCCAGAAGGGAAACAGGAAGAGGGGUGGAGGAGGCCGAUUCUGGACUGAGCGCCCGGCAGCAGCAGGCAGCAGGUGGUUAGGUGACCCCUUGAGCACCCGUAAGCCCCGCUGGGCAUAAGGGCGCACGCACACCCCUGAACCCGGGUUCUGCUUGGGAGGUGGGGGGAGGAGAUGGGAGCGCUGGAGGCGGUCAGGGAAGUCACGGCCCGGCGGUGAAUCAUGGGCACAUGACCCCGCUGGGAGGGGAGGGUGCGGCACCCUCGCGGGAUGCCGCGGGGCUUAAAGGACAAGCCUUGCGCGCAGCCUCGAUUUGGGCAGAAAAGGAGAAGCCCCUGUCCCCGGCAUUGCACCUCCCGGCGGCUCCCGGCAGUCCCGCCCCGCCCGCCGGGGCCCCGGGAGCGGCUGGACUCACGGCCUUCAGCUGCUCCAGCCGGUCCUUCAUCCUGCCGCCUGGGUGCCCGCGGCUGGGAGCGCGUCCCAGGUGAGCGCGCCCCAGGUGAGCGCCCGGAAGUGGCGGCCGGCCGGGCCCGGGCGAGGGAGCUAGGAGCGCAGGCGGAGGCGGGCGGCGGCCGCUCGCGAGCAGGUGCGUCCCACACCACCGAGGGCUCCGCCGCACCGCCCCUCCAGCCCCCGCGGCGGCCGCGCGCUCCAAAUCCGCCUCCCGGGCGGGCGCCGGCGCGCAGCGCUCAUCCGCAGCCGGCCCGCCCCUUACCUGGGCCGCGCCCCGCGCUCCUCCUUAAAGGGCCCGCGCCUGGCCGCGCUCGCUCCACCUCCCCGAACUCCAGGCACCCGAAGGGUCGGAGGAGUAGAGGAACUGGCGCUGGCAGAUCCCUCCGUCUGCUCGAGGACGAGCAGAGACGUCGUUUCGGCCUCAGGCCACCUUUCCUACUGGGAUUCGCCGUCGGUGCCCUUGGCAGACUCACGGCCAGGCGGGGAGACAGUUCCCCCCCACCCCGAAACAAACGCAUCAGGAGGUAGCACCUGCUUGGGAGUUUGCUGUGAAACCCACGUGAGAGGAGUGAUUGACUCGUAACCCACGGAACGGGAUUUAAGGUAAAAAGUGGUUGUCUUGGAAAGCCGAAUCCUUCAUUCCCUCUGUGGUGUGCAGAUCCCAGCGGGGUGGAGCGCAGUAACGGGCCGAGAGAGACUUCUCCGGAGAAUUUGCUCUUCAGCCUCCGGUUGACAGGCUGUGAGUAGUUUUGCGGUUCGCACAGGACUUUGCCUUCUUCUGCGGCCCUGCCGCGUGCUGACUUCGGCUGCCAUAAGGAUACGGUCGGCAGAGCCGAGGCCUGGUUUCUGGACCUGGCCCUGCUUUUCUGCAUGCUAAUCCCCUCUGACGUCCUGCGCGCCGGGCUGAGUGGCGCGUCUGUAGCAGCGCCCCCUGCAGGUCAUAAAUGGAAAAACUGAGUUCAUCGGAAAUACUAUUGGAUCUGUUCACCUCCACAAUCUUUGAUGGUGAGGAUAGGUACUUGCCCGCCCUGAGGGAAACAGGGCUGAGAACAUCUCUUUACCUUUGAAGGUCUAAAAGGACCAUAGCAAUCAGGAGUCUUUUCAAUUCUAGGAACCAACAAGUGACGGUUCAUACUCUGAACACAUGUCAAAAAUUCGCUAUUUUCAAAGGUUAAAAUCAUGAUUCUCAUACAAAUAUAAAGUGAAUGUGAAUCAGAGGUCUUAUUUAAUUCCUCAAUUAAUGAAGGAACUGGUAGGAAGCUAAAGCUAUCCAGAGAAGAAUCCAAACAGCAGGAGAGGGUGCUACAGGUAACAGAAAUGCUGAAUACUGGAAAGAAUAUGCUAAGAAAUGCAAAACUCUUGUGGUGGGAGAGCAAUUGCACUUCCAUGGAACAAAAUUCAUUCACACCUCUCUAGACAAGAAUCAUUUGCAUCAAUAUUAAUUUUCUACAACUUACAGUUUUGGAAAACAACAACAAAAUCAUAAAAAAGGCAUAGACCACCCUAAAACCAGAUAACCCACAUGCUAGAGUGGGGAACGUCUGGGCCAUAUAAGGCCUGUGAGAUUAUGUAGUCUGGCCCUGCCAAAGCAACAAGAGGUAGGACUCGAAAUUUGAUAAAUCUGUAACGGGCUAAUUGUUAAGUUGAUAGUUUUGUAUGGGCCACCAGUGCUGUUAUAAAUAUCCAAAUAGCCCUUGGUGGAAAAUAGGUUCCCACCGGGCCGAUGCUGUGGCCCAGUGGGUUAAAGCCCUGGCCUGAUGCUCCAGCAUCCCAUAUGGGCACCAGUUCUAGUCCAGGAUGCUCCUCUUUCAAUCCAGCUCUGUGUUACAGCCUGGGAAAGCAGUAGAGGAUGGCCCAGGUCCUUGGGCCCCUGCACCCACUUGGGAGACCUAGAAGAAGCUCCUGGCUCCUGGCCUCAGAUUGGGGCAGCUCCGGCCAUUGCGGCCAAUUGGAGAGUGAACCAGCAGAUGGAAGACCUCUCUCUCUCACUCUCUCUCUCUUUCAAAUAAAUAAAAUAAUUUUUAAAUAAAAAUAGGUUCCCCACCCCGUACCCUCCAGGAGUGAGUUAAGUGCUCCUUGAAUGUGCUUCUGUGAUACCCUAGACUUCUCCUUCAUACCUUACCAUGUCACAUAAUCACAUGACCAUGUCUGGUUCCUGUACCUUCUGUAAGCUCUGUGGGGGCAGUAGCUUUGCCACUCCUCACCAAAGCAUAGGGCCAAAAGCUACUAGGCUCUCAGCACAUGCUUACUAACUUUAUUAAUGCAUUUUCUAGUAUUAUGGCUCAAUGCAUCUUUAUUCUGAUUAAAACCCAUCAAUGGCUUCUCUUCACAAACAGAGGGAAUCCAGACCCUUCUUAGAAUAACAUUCAAAGGGGCCAUCAAAGAAGGGUGUACCUUUCUCUAAAGGGAGAAGAGAACUUCUACUUCAAUUAUGGCCCUGUCUAAAUAAUGUCAGAGUUGUGGACUCAAGAGGCUUCCAUAGCCUUGGCAGCACAUUACAAGAGCCUCAGAUGAUCACUAACGUCAUAAAUAAAAGUGUCAAUUGUUAAAUCAAUAACAGGAGUCACUGUACACUUGCUCCCCAUGUAGGACCUCCAUCCUUAAUGAGUUGUACUAUGAGAAUUAAUAGUAAAACUUGUCUUCAAACAGUACUUUAAAUUUUCUGUGUCUAUGUGGGUGCAAACUCUUGAAAUCUUUACUUAGUAUAGAGUUGACAUUCUGUAUAGAAAGAUAAUUAAAAAUGAAUCUUAAUGAAGAAUGGGAUAGGAGAGAGAG
This is a messenger RNA of Oryctolagus cuniculus (rabbit), 3228 nucleotides long. The record is from RefSeq and is a predicted model, not a curated record. Lineage: Eukaryota; Metazoa; Chordata; Mammalia; Lagomorpha; Leporidae.